CUACAGGACGCCUAACGAGCAGGGAGGAGCGUCACGUGCGCGCGGAGUGGAGAUGAGAUGAGUGGAGAUGAGAUGAGUGGAGAUGAGAAAGGAGCGGUUUAUUCUGUAAUGAACACGAGCGAUGUGCUUUAGCGGCGAUUAGAGACAUUUCAUCUAAACUAUCGAACCCGGCAGGAUAGUAGCGAUCCGAUAUCAAUACCUACGUUGGUAUCGAUACUAUCGAUAUAAUUAUCGACUCGCCCACCUCUACUACAAAAUAAUUACCACCUGUGCGGAUGUUAUUAGUUCAGCUUCCGGUUUGUGCACUUUGAUGUUACGACUUGGAGAUAUUUAAAUAUAUAUAGAGAGAGAGAGAGAGAGAGAGAGAGAGAGAGAUCGGAUGAGGGUGUAAAGUUACUGCAGUAGGAUAAUAAAGUUCGAGCGGUGCAAUGGAUACGGUGCUUCACCUCAUCAACCACACAGCAGAGUUUUACAAAUGGAGUCUUACCAUAGCAGACAAGCGGGUAGAGCAAUGGCCCAUGAUGUCAUCACCCCUCCCUACACUGAGCUUUAGCGUGCUGUAUUUACUAUUCCUGUGGGCGGGGCCUCGUUACAUGCAGCACAGAGACGCGUUCAAACUGCGCAAAACUCUCAUCGUCUACAACUUCAGCAUGGUCCUGCUCAACUUCUACAUCUGCAAAGAGCUGUUAUUGGGUUCCAGAGCGGGGGGAUACAGCUACCUCUGCCAGCCGGUCAACUACUCUGAUGAUGUCAAUGAACUUAGGAUAGCCUCAGCUCUGUGGUGGUACUACAUCUCUAAAGGUGUGGAGUUUUUAGACACAGUGUUCUUCAUUAUGAGGAAGAAGUUUAACCAGAUCAGCUUCCUGCAUGUCUACCACCACUGCACCAUGUUCAUCCUCUGGUGGAUCGGUGUCAAAUGGGUCCCUGGAGGCCAGUCAUUUUUCGGUGCGACAAUAAACUCAGGGAUUCACGUGCUGAUGUACAGCUACUACGCUCUCGCCGCUGUGGGGCCGCACAUGCACAAAUACCUGUGGUGGAAAAAAUACCUCACUAUCAUUCAGAUGAUCCAGUUCCACGUCACUAUCGGUCACGCGGCUCACUCUCUGUACUCCGGAUGUCUGUUCCCAGCGUGGAUGCAGUGGACCCUCAUUGCCUACGCCAUCACCUUCAUCAUCCUCUUCGCCAACUUCUACUACCAGACCUACCGCCCCCGGCCGCGUUCCAAAUCACCCCAAAACGCCUGCAACGGGGUCUCCGCCCCUGCCACGCCCAAUGGCUCGGCUCUGAGCUCAGGAGUAGAAAGUGAGCAUGUGAAGGAGAACGGCAGGAAGCACAAGAAGGAGCGAAUGAAGAAGGAGUGAAGGAGGAGGAGCUUCUGGGAGCGUUACAGCAGGGGGACUGUGGGGUUUUACAGGGACGUAGUGUGUGUAGGCUGCGUGUUCACGGGGUAGAGGGUGUCUAAAUAAAACGCUAAGUACGCUAAGAACAGGGGGAAGAGAGAGAUUUAAACUGAUUCAGCGCUGAGGGAGAGCAACAUCACUGCAAUACACCUGAUUUAUUUACUAAUUACCAUAUUCACUGCACGGGUCACUGUGUGGUCGUAUCCCUCACACCACCAAGGACCGCGCAAACCUCCGCUUCAUUCACUGCUCUACACUAUGCCACAGAAUAACGGUUGUCAUGGAAAUGCCACGUCAGCAGGUGAACGGUUCAUUAUCUGAAUCGGAGAAACACGUCGAGAUCAAAACAAAGCAGAGAAAAUGAUCCAAAUAAGACUAAUGCUCAAACACCGGCUCUCACACACACACACACACACACACACACACACACACACACACACACCGAGAUUUUAAUUACUUUAUGUAAUUAGAGUCACAGGGUUCCUCUGAAGGGUGUGUGUGUGUGUGUGUGUGUGUGUGUGUGUGUGUGUGUGUGUGUGUGUGUGUGUGAGGCUGCUUUCACACUUGUUGGUUUGCCCUACAGAAACAGUAACACCAGAGGCUGGAGCACACAAUGAGACAGAACAUGUAUGAGAAGAAGUUUCAGUAGAAAUCCACUGAGGCGUGUUCCAGCUCACACUGCUGUUCGUACAGUUCCACACUAAGUGUUCUGUCGCGUACGUUCACUGCACCUGCUGCUGAUGGACCUCGGAGAUGAUGAUGGUUAUUAAUGUGGAAUUACUCUACAUAUAUAUACAGUAAGUGUUCAGCGGUGUAGAUGUGGAGAACUCUGUGUGAAGAUCAGUGCAUUCCUCUCAAUAAUCUCACACACACACACACACACACACACACACACACACACACACACACAAUACAGUGUUCAGUUUUCACAUAAUAAAGCGAGGCUCCCUUUUCACACCGAAUGUGAAGUGGAUUAGUGGGAUCAGUGGGUUUGGUGGGAUCAGUGGGUUUGGUGGGAUCAGUGGGUUUGGUGGGAUCAGUGGGAUCAGUGGGAUCAGUGGGAUCAGUGGAACUUGUAUAAUCGCUGGCAAUUCAUUCGUCUGAAUUUUAUUAUUUCCCUGAAUUAUAUUUGUACCCUGUAGAUUAUAAAUGUGUGUGUUGACACCAGUGUAUCGGUUGAAUUGAAGCUGGUUCAGGUGAAGCCCAACAUCAUCUCUGUUCCUCCUCCGCUAAUGUUUCUGCCAGCGCUAGUGAACGUUAGAUGUUGUAGACAUUAGUGUGUAGAAGACAAGCUUCUAUUGUUCAUAUUGUUUAUAAAUAAUUCCGCAAAACAACCAUUUGAACAGUUACACAACAACACACCCGAAUAAAAUAUACACACGGCUUUAGGAGUA
Molecule: messenger RNA, 2794 nt
Organism: Silurus meridionalis
Lineage: Eukaryota; Metazoa; Chordata; Actinopteri; Siluriformes; Siluridae
Gene: elovl4b
Product: ELOVL fatty acid elongase 4b
Exons: 7
Coding region: 429-1361 (310 amino acids)
Biological process (GO): fatty acid elongation, polyunsaturated fatty acid; very long-chain fatty acid biosynthetic process; fatty acid elongation, saturated fatty acid
Cellular component (GO): endoplasmic reticulum; endoplasmic reticulum membrane
Molecular function (GO): fatty acid elongase activity
Source: RefSeq, a predicted model, not a curated record